AUGAAGCCGUGGUUUCUGCGCGGUAGGGUAAUUCACGGCUUCGGUCGUGGCGGCACGCAGCUCGGGUACCCCACAGCAAACUUGGAGCUAAGCGAGACGGUUAUCGAGUUCCUAAAGUCGCACAAUAACCUUGUGCUCUGGGGAUGGGGUUGUGUGGAGGCAGCAGAGCCGAACACCGGGGAGGCGCGCGCUGAGGAUGCGUCCCCUGCACCGCUUGGGCCUUUUCCGUUUGUGAUGUCUAUCGGGAACAACCCGCAGUUCAAGAACGUGGACGUCAGUGCGGAGGUGCACUUCCUGCACAAGUUCGACGGCGACUUCUACGGCCGUGUCGUGCGAAUCAUCACGCUCGAGCGUAUCCGCUCGCAAUCCGCCUUCACGACACUGGAGGAGCUCAUCAAGACGAUCGACGGCGAUGUGGUGUUUGCCGAGGAGCACUUGAAGAUGCCUGAGUGGGUGCCGUACGGGCAGCAUGAAAUGGUGAACCCUUCCUGUGUGCCGGCGCAGCUGCACGGCGCAGUCGAGGUUCCAUCCUUCGGUUUUCUUGAGCUUUAG
Leishmania mexicana MHOM/GT/2001/U1103 is the source of this 552-nucleotide messenger RNA. Its product is annotated as riboflavin kinase/fmn adenylyltransferase-like protein. The coding region runs from base 1 to 552 and encodes 183 amino acids. Lineage: Eukaryota; Euglenozoa; Kinetoplastea; Trypanosomatida; Trypanosomatidae. Gene Ontology annotation, biological process: riboflavin biosynthetic process; FMN biosynthetic process. The record is from RefSeq and is a predicted model, not a curated record. The transcript has a single exon. Gene Ontology annotation, molecular function: riboflavin kinase activity.